AUGCUUCUGUCCGCUUUAAUCACGAUUUCUGCACUUGUUCCAAAUGUGUUGGGAAAUCCAGUUGCAAACUGUGAUACUACUUAUACUGUAAAGAGUGGAGACUAUUGUUAUAAGAUCGCUCAAAACUUUGGAAUGGCCGAUUACCAUACUUUGGAUACAUACAAUUCAGCUGCUCCCAAUCCUCUGAAAUGUGAUGUAACUAUAUUAGCUAUUGGACAAGUGCUGUGUGUUCAUACUGCUGCUGCACUUACCCCCACGCCAAGUGUAAAGGCCAGCCCGGCAGCUAGCAUCAAGGCCAGCCCAGCACCCAGCAUCAAGGCCAGCCCAGCAAAAAGCGUAACUCCAAGUCCAGCACCAAGCAUUAAAGCCAGUCCAGCAAAAUCUCCAGCACCAAGUAUCAAAGCAUCACCAGCACCAUCCAUAAAAGCAUCUCCAACACCAUCAAAGAAGGCUAGCCCAGCUCCCUCUCCCACCGUCGCAACGAACCUAACACCGUUACAGAUCGCUCAAAACCCGGCUGAUACGUACAUGCCAAUCGCUGGUCGUGCUACGUAUUUCACUGAUACGCAAACGCUGUGUUUGGGUUAUGGAGCCAUACCGCAGUAUGCAGUGGCACUGAACUGGAUGACUGGGAUGAGUUCUGUGAGCUAUGAUCCCAACUUUUGUUGGAAAUGUGUUUAUGUGUGGACGGCAAAAGGCUCCUUUACCGCCAAAGUUGUUGAUGUUUGUGAUAAGGCUAACUGUGGAAUCAACGAUCCCUCUCAUUUGGACAUUCACGGUACUGCCGCUUUCUCUGUUGUUGGUAACGUCGUUGACGGCCUCAUCCCAAUCAACUGGGAAUGGGUACCAUGCUAA
This is a messenger RNA of Synchytrium microbalum, 855 nucleotides long. RefSeq lists its product as uncharacterized. The record is from RefSeq and is a predicted model, not a curated record. The transcript is spliced from 7 exons. Bases 1 to 855 code for a protein of 284 amino acids. NCBI's taxonomy places the organism in Eukaryota, Fungi, Chytridiomycota, Chytridiomycetes, Synchytriales, Synchytriaceae.